AUGAGUUUCUUGGAUGCCUUCCAAGGGUAUCACCAAAUACCGCUAGCCGUCGAUGAUCAGGAAAAGACUGCUUUUGUAACCCCGAUUGGGAACUACCAUUACAAAGUGAUGCCCUUCGGCUUGAAAAACGCUGGAUCUACCUACCAACGCAUGAUAAUGAAAAUGUUCGAACUGCAACUGGGUAGAAGUAUUGAAGUUUAUAUCGAUGAUAUGGUUGUGAAAAGCAAAGUGGCAUCCGAACAUGUGGAAGAUCUCACGAGUAUCUUCGGGAUACUGAGAAAACAUAAGUUACGCUUGAAUGCUUCGAAGUGCUCCUUUGGUGUAGGUUCCGGGAAGUUCUUGGGAUACAUGGUGACCCAUAGAGGAAUUGAGGUGAACCAAGACCAGAUUAAGGCCAUUAAUGAUUUGCAAGCACCUCGGAAUCCAAAAGAAGUGCAUAAAUUGACUGGAAUGACUGCUACGUUGAACCGAUUCAUCUCCAGGUCAGCUGAGAGGUGUCGUCCUUUUUUUCGUCUGUUGCAUAAGUGGCAAGGAUUUGAAUGGACCGAUGAGUGUGCUGUAGCGUUCCAGCAGUUAAAAGAAUACCUGUCCAGGCCACCUAUCAUGUCUAGCCCUGAGGUGGAUGAGAUGUUGUUUACUUAUCUAACGGUUGCCCCUCAUGCAGCCCAUACCGUGGUUAUCUUGACCCAACUGCCUCUUAAGUCCAUACUCAGAAGUGCUGACUACACUGGAAGAAUUGCUAAGUGGGGCACGAUUUUGGGUGCUUUCGAUAUCAAGUACAUGCCUCGCACCUCUGUGAAAGGUCAAGUCCUUGCCGAUCUAGUGGCUAAGUUCGCCGAAUGCCCGAAAGAAGUUAAUGUGAAUCAAGGUCACAUGGAUGAAAAAUCGGUUGGCCUAAUAUCCACACAAGGUGGGUCCUUUUGGAGGGUGUACAUGGAUGGGGCCGCAAACCAACGGGGAGCAGGAUUGGGAUUGGUGUUGAUAUCCCCCAAGGAGGUCAUCAUCGAGAAGUCGUUAAGAUUAGGGUUCUCGGCUACUAACAACGAAUCAGAAUACGAAGCUUUGAUAAUGGGGAUGAGUAUGGUCCGAAAAAUGGGUGGAAAGGUAGUGAAAUUAUUCUCAGACUCGAGAUUGGUAGUCGGCCAGGUGAGAGGAAAGCUGGAGGCCCGAGACCCAAGGAUGCAAGGGUAUCUAGACCAGGUUAGGCGUAUGCAAACAGAGUUUGAGUCUUUCGACUUAUUGCAUAUUCCUCGAGGUGAAAAUACACACGCUGAUUCUUUGGCAACCCUUGCCACCUCCUCAGUACGAAAUUUUCCUCGGGUGAUCAUCGUUGAAGACCUGUGUACCCCCACCUCACCAGAAAAGGAUGUUUUCCAAAUCAAUCAAACCAGUCUGUCACCAAACUGGAUGGAUCCCAUAUUAAAAUUUCUUGAAAGUGACAUAUUGCCCGAAGAUAAGGUGGAAGCUGAGAAAAUACGAAGGAAAGCUCAUUGGUAUUGGCUAUCUGAAGAUAAAAAGUUGUACAAACGGUCCUUCUCUGGGCCAUACCUGCUCUGUGUGCCUCCUGAGACUGCAGAAUCAAUCUUGGAAGAAUUGCAUGAGGGCAUUUGUGGAAGCCAUACAGGAGGAAGGUCUCUAUCAUGUCAAGCCAUCACACAAGGAUAUUGA
Molecule: messenger RNA, 1668 nt
Organism: Quercus robur (English oak)
Lineage: Eukaryota; Viridiplantae; Streptophyta; Magnoliopsida; Fagales; Fagaceae
Exons: 2
Coding region: 1-1668 (555 amino acids)
Molecular function (GO): RNA-DNA hybrid ribonuclease activity; nucleic acid binding
Source: RefSeq, a predicted model, not a curated record